Salvelinus fontinalis (brook trout) is the source of this 4504-nucleotide messenger RNA. RefSeq names its product Rho GTPase activating protein 24 (gene arhgap24). Gene Ontology annotation, molecular function: GTPase activator activity. Lineage: Eukaryota; Metazoa; Chordata; Actinopteri; Salmoniformes; Salmonidae. Gene Ontology annotation, biological process: wound healing, spreading of epidermal cells; activation of GTPase activity; negative regulation of ruffle assembly. The record is from RefSeq and is a predicted model, not a curated record. The transcript has 12 exons. The coding region runs from base 718 to 3075 and encodes 785 amino acids. Gene Ontology annotation, cellular component: focal adhesion.
AGCUUAGUCAUACCACUCACCCUUCAUCUGCAGACUUCCUCAAACACACUCAUACAAACACCCGCUCCUCCUGUUCCUCCUCCUCCUUCUCCUCCUUCUGCAGCUCUUCAAGCUGUAGCCUGGAAGGCAGGGUCACUCUGCUGGACUGUGUGCUGCUCUGCUCACAGACAGCUUAGCUCACUCGGAGACUAAGUUGAGUUGUGGACAGUGUGUUGACUCAGGCUGGGGAAGACUGUGUUGUGACUCUGAUGUACUGCGUGGACUGCACUCCCUGCCUCUGGAGCCCCCAUGUGGCUUUAAGCUGCUGCUCUGCUGAUCUCGGUUGUGGCUGCCGUUCGUCCGUGCUGUCCUGUCCCCACGGAAACCUACCCAGCAGGCAGAUGGUCUGAGCAGUCAAGGGAAAAGUUUAUAACAGCAGCUCGUUGGUAAAAGACACGAUCACAGAGAACCAGUCAGUCUGAGUUUCUCUCUCUUUCUCCGGUCUCCUCUGAGGCAGCUGACCAUCUCUAUGGAAGUGGCAACAGCAACAGGAGCGCUCUGGCUGAAGGGGUCGAGACUCUCUCCUUCUUUCUCGGAUCUCUCUUCCUGAGUAACUGGACUAACUGGGGAUUAGGAUCUUGUUUUUUUGUCGAUUGGAAACUUCACACGUCACAACCUGGAUAUUACUUUAGAGGCUGAUUUCUAUAGUAAAGGCGAUCUUCUUGCCUGACCACCACCAUGGAAGAGCAGGCGGUGUCCAACAGUAGUCCCCAGCAUGGCCGAGGCCUGGGCAGGCAGAACGUCAUCAGGUGUGGCUGGCUGAGGAAGCAGGGAGGCUUUGUGAAGACUUGGCACACACGCUGGUUCGUACUUCGAGGGGAACAGCUACACUAUUACAAAGACGAGGAGGAGACUAAAGCCCUGGGGAUCAUUCUGUUACCUGGAAACAGAGUCACUGAGCAUCCCAGCAAUGGUGACGAGGGGGGAAAAUUCCUGUUUGAGGUCUCUGCAGGAGGAGACAGGGAGCGGAUGACAGCGAAUCAUGAGACAUACCUUCUUAUGGCCAGCACCCAGAAUGACAUGGAGGAUUGGGUGAAGACCAUACGCAGGGUCAUAUGGGCCCCAUUUGGUGGAGGUAUCUUUGGUCAGAAGCUGGAGGAAACGGUGCGGUACGAGAGGCGUUAUGGGAGCAGGCAGGCCCCCAUGCUGGUGGAGCAGUGUGUGGGCUUUAUACGCAAGUGGGGCCUGCGGGAGGAAGGACUGUUCAGGCUACCGGGGCAGGCCAACCUGGUUAAAGAGCUGCAGGAUGCCUUUGACUGCGGAGAGAAGCCCUCCUUCGACUGUAACACAGAUGUUCAUACAGUAGCCUCUCUACUAAAGCUGUAUCUCAGAGAGCUACCAGAACCAGUCAUCCCCUUCUCGAAGUUUGAUGAGUUCCUCUCCUGCACCAAACUGCUCAGCAAGGACGAGGAAUCUGGAAUGAAGGAACUGAAAAGACAAGUGGAAUGUCUACCUCCAGUCAACUACAAUCUGCUGCAGUACAUAUGCAGAUUUUUAGAUGAAGUCCAGUCCUAUUCAGGUGUGAAUAAAAUGAGUGUCCAGAACCUGGCCACGGUCUUUGGUCCAAAUAUACUACGGCCAAAGAUCGAAGACCCUGUAGCAAUCAUGGAAGGUACAGUGCUGGUGCAGCAGCUGAUGUCUGUUCUGAUUGGUCGUCACGACGUGUUGUUCCCUAGAGACGAGGACAGUCCCAAGACACUGGAGCUGGUCAACAACAACAACGAGGUCCAGAAGAGGCUGACCCAGAUUGUGCCGACGGUGCAGACUACAGAACAGAACAACAAUACCCAAAUACCCCAGCAGAGGGUGAAACAGUGUUCUUGGGAGACCCCCGAGUCGCCUCACCGCCAGCCCCCGGUAACGUUAGACAACAACGGCUCCGGUUCUCCUCGCUCAGCCAGCCCACUUAACGGCCAUGUUACCGGGCGCUUUGACCUGGCCCGCAGCCCGCCGUUAACCGUGAAGAAGAACCCGGCGGUCUCCAAGGGCAGCGGCGUGGUCACCAACGGCUCGUUUAGUUGUUCCCCCUCUGGAGACGCAGCCAACCAGGAGAAGAGCCAGACUCUGCCCGGUAACACAGGAGGCAUCAGCGGCCUCCAGGCCCGGCGCACCCUGAAGGGCUCGGGCACCAAGAUGGGCACCAGCGGGGUCCCUAACGGAGGUGUCCGCAUGGGCGUGUCAAGUACCGAUGUGGUGAACGGUACCCUGAACGGGCGUAAUGGUCUGUGGGUGCCCAAUGGCUACCCGGUCACCUUACGAGACAGCAAGUCUCGGGACUGUGGGGAGCAGACGGCAGCCCAGAACCGGCUGUCCACCUAUGACAACGUCCAGCAACAACAACAACAGUUACAAAAUCAACAACAGCCGUGUCUCAGCUCUAGCUGUGAGGACAAGCAGAGUGUGGACAGUGCAACCUGGUCCACCUCCUCCUGUGAGAUCUCUCUUCCAGACAACUCCACGUCCUGCCGUUCCUCCACCACCACCUGCCCAGAACAGGACUUCUACGGUGGGCUGGGCCACUACCAGGACCCCCUGCUGUUGCUGGAUGGACCUAGGGGGCUGUCCUCCCUCGGCGAGCAGCCCCAGCCAGGGGGGGACGUGGAGGGGGAGCGGAGGAACGGUGGUGGAGGUAGUGGAGGGAGGGGUAGUGGAGCCACCAGCAGCAGUGAUAACAGUGAGACGUUCCCUGUCAAUAAAGGACCCAGUAGUCACAGUGCUCUACACAGCCUGGUGGCCAGCCUGAAACACGAGAUGCAGAAGCAGAAGACAGAGUACGAGGCCAGGAUAACAAGCCUGGAGCACAGUAACCUGGAGUUGGAGACUGAGAUGGGGACUCUUCACGAGGAGCUGAACCAGGAGAAGAAGAAGGUCACCAUGGUGGAGAUCAAGUUUCGUAACGCAGAGCGAGCCAAGGAUGACGCAGAGAAGAGGAACGAGAUGCUGCAGAAAGAGAUGGAACAGUUCUUUUCUACCUUCGGAGAUCUGGCCGACGACCCGCGCCGGCCCGACCGGGCCAAUACCAUCUGGAUCCAGUGAGGGGUUGUGGCAGUGCAGGGUGGACUGUGCCAUUUUAAUCGAAUGAGAGGGGGUGGAACUUGACAAUGACUUGGAGACAUAUUGAAAGGGACAUUACCGUCUGGAUCUAGUGAGGGGGGUGUGUACCACCUGGGUGGUGAGAGAAAGUGGGAGAAUGUACUAAAGAGACACUUUGACAGACUGCACCACCUGAAUCUAGUGCGAGGGGGUGUCACAGUACACAGUGGAAUGUGCCAUUUUAAUCUAGUGAGAGGGGGCGUGGAGGUGCAGAGUGGACUGUGCCAUUUUAUUCUAGUGAGAGGCAAUGGAAGUAUGUACUAAGGCGGGGUUUCCCAAACUUGGUCCUUUGGACCCAUGUGGCACAGAUUUAGUUUUUUGCCCUAGCACUACACAGCUGAUUGAAAUAAUCAACUAGUAAUCAACCGUUGAUGGCAAAAACCAAAAGGUGCACGUGUGGUCCCCAGGACUGAGUUUGGGUCACCCUGUACUAAGGAGUAGGACAAAACAUUGAGAGGGACAGUACCGUCUGAAAGCCAGAGACAUGUGGAUACAGUGUGUAGUGGGACAGGGUGCAUGGCACUGGACCUCAACCAUGCUGACUGACUGUGGCAAUAUUACUGAAGACGUCAGGCGGCUGGUUAUCUGCCUGACACAGACUAUACCCAGCCUAUACAUGGACUACUGAAAGACUACACUACCCAUAAAACCAUUCUUCUUCCCCAUUUUCCUUAAAGAUCCAAUCAAGUAUAUAAUCAACCCUGUUCCAUGUUAUCAUGUAUCUGGCUGUGUAGAUAGAGGACCAUGUUAUCAUGUAUCUGGCUGUGUAGAUAGAGGACCAUGUUAUCAUGUAUCUGCUUGUGUAUAUAGAGAAAAAACUAUGCUGAAGAAGAGUUAUGUAUGUGUAAAAAAAAAAAAAAAUGUUACAAAAAUAUUUGUAUGUUUGUCUGGUAUAUUUAAACAACAUAACUAAGUAUCCAUGUGUGACAUUUCCAUUUGAUAUCAAUGCUUUUUGUUUUAUUUUCAACAGGGUGGUACUGAAUUACUUUAUGUACGCAGAUUUAGUUUCUUGUGUCUCAAAUCAAGUUAAUAUAACUUGUGGCUUUUUUUGUUGUUGCCACGGAGCCAUUUCAUUCAUCCCAAAGAAGAAGAGACGGAACGUGUGCAUGUUAAUAGAGACACUUUGUUUUGUCUGUACUGUAGCUUUAAGACAUUUUCCCCACAGGAAUGGUCUGGCUUGAAAAUGAAUCAUAUUUUGUAGAUUCUAUUAAAACCUAAAUACAAGUCUGGUUAGUAAUGGUUUCAACAUUGAAUGUUCAUCUAUAGUUGAUAUUUAUCCUCAACGGAAACUGUACACACAUUGGUAAUAAGACACAUCGCUUGUUUCAGGAUGUUUGGUCCAAGACUGAAAAAUAAACAUUGUAGCUGUGCU